UCCUUACAAGGUUGAAAAGGGGCAGACGCGCUGCCCCCCUGCUGCCUAAAGGCAGCCUGGUCCCCGAGACCAGAACCCUGACAGGGCAAGAAGAGAAGAAAAGAGAAGGGGCUGGAGUCGCAGCGCCUGGGCGGCUGUGGGCCUUCCUGCACAGCGCGUCUUGCGGCGGGCUGGAGCCCGCGUAGUCAGCGCCACAUCUGGCCCGUUUAGUUUUCUGCUUGUGUCUCCUCUGCCGGUUCUCCUGGGUUCUCCUGGGGUGUUGCUUAAGCCAUGUACUUGGCCUACAUGGCGGACCUCCAUCUCCAGCAGCAACGGCAGGUACAGCAACAGCAGCAGCAGGAGCAGCAGCGUCAGGUGCAGCCGCCCAGGCCCCGGACCGGCUCCCGGUUUGGGGUCCUGGCCACGCUGGGGGGACAGGACGGGCCGGGCGAUGGCGCGGCCGCGGCGGCGUCCGGGCGUGGGCGACGGGUGCAACCCGCCGCGCACGCACCGCCGCCGCCGCCGCAGCAACAGCCCCGCUCCCUAGGGCGCUGUGGCCCCGCCCAGCUCCCGCAGCAGAGGGCCGGGCGCUUGGGCGGCGGGCUGCCUUCCCCGCAGGACGGGGCUAGCUCGCCGCCGCACGUGCCCACGGGGCGGCCGGCCCGGGGACAGCAGGCUGGUGGGGGCAGCGGGUCGGGGCGCCAGGGUGGAGGAGCGGGGCGGGCAGUGCCCCAGCCGCCGCCCCAGGCGGGGCCGCCACUGCAGACGUCACAACCGGCGGGUGGUGGUAAGGGCAGGGGCAGGGGCCUGGGCGCGCCGGCUGGGGUUUCGGCCGACACGGCUGGGCGCGCUGGUGGGGGUGCGGGCAGUGAGGCGGAGUACGGGGCCGUUUGCCUGACCCGGGACACGUGUGUUGCCAUUGGCUCUGACCUCGUGACGCACCAGAACCGCUGCGCAGAUGUGCAGGGGUAUGAGUGGGCGCAGCUUGGCCGCGACACGCUUGGCGGCCGCCUCCUCGCCCACCUCCGUGACCAGGGCGCCACCGUACCGGACUGGGCCGUCUGCCACGUGCCGGCCGGCCGUACCGCCGUCCUGGCACAGCUGCGCGACGAGUUCACUGGCUGGUGGCGCCUAUACUCAGCCCAGCCUGCAGACACGCCCCUGCCUUCCGACGUGACGGAGCAGCUGGAUGACGCCGCGCAGCAGGUGCAGACGGCCUACAUGGACUACGUGCUCCUAGACGCCCGCACCCUGCGGUCCGCUAAGCGUGGGCCGGCGGACCCCGGCAGGGCCAGUGGGCCCAGCCGCCGGCAAUGCCAGCACCGCAGCCGCAGUACCUCCAGCCUCAUGAGCCUGGGCAGCGCUCCAUUGCACCCCGGAGGCGCCAGCUCAGGCGCCGCUAGCAUGAGCACCAGCUGCGGCGGCGCGCCCCCCAGCCAGGGUGGCGGCCGCCGCGGCAAACGCCACAGCAGCAACAGCAACCGCAACCGCCACGGCGCUGCCGUGGCCGGUGCCCCGCAACUUGCCAGCCUCCUCGCCCAGUUCAGUCUGGUGGACCCUUGGGUGAGCAAGCGUGGCAGCGCCAAGGGCUACACGCAUCCGGCCACACCCAAACCGGCCACUCCCGCACGCCUGGAUCGGUGGUAUGUCAGUGCCACCGCGGCGCCGUGGGUGGUGGAUGUCGCACGCACGUAUGGGGCGCCUGGGGACCACAACGGUGUGCUGCUCACCCUGUCCUUGCCCGACCUGCCCCGUGCGCACCGGGAGCAGUGGCGCUUCCCCACAUACCUGCUGUUUCACCCCUCGCUGCGUUUGGAGCUCGAGCAGUGCUUGGAGGCGCACGUUGCCGCCAAUCCCGUGGCCAGUACAGGUGACGGCGCUUGCACGCAAUGGGAGGCGGACAAGUUCUUCUUGCGGGAGGCCGCCACCAGCAUCCACCGUCGGCAUGCACGCCAGACCCGGGAUGGGCUGCAUGGUGUGGUGCUGGCCGCAGACGCGGCCGCUGCCCUGGCCGACCGGCCGGGUGCCAGCACCGCGCAGCGUCAGGCUGCGGCCAUGGCCAACUUGGCGGUGCGGGAGGAGCGGGCAGCUGCCGCAGCGGCCAGCCACAAUGCCCGCGCUGCACUGAUGGAGGAGCAUGGGGAGCGGGGCACUCGCUGGUUCCAUCGGCAGGCUGACGAGCCAGCAGCCGGCGCGCAGGAGCCCAUCACGCACUUGAAGGUGCCGGGGCAACCGGCGCCUGUGGCGCUAACGGGGCCGGGCACGCGCAACACUGUCUCCGCAGCCGCCGCAGCCAUGUACAGCAGCACCAGCCCCACCGGCCUGUUCCGCGUGCAGCCGGUCUGUACGGCGUCGCAGCAACAGCUUCUGGCGGCCAUUGACCGCAAGGUUCCGGCGGAUCUGCAGGCCGCCGCAGAGGGGUCCGGUGGUGGCGCCCUCAGUGAUGCCGAGCUGAUGGCAGCGCUGGCUGGCUCCGCCAAUGGUAAAGCGCCUGGGUCGGACGGGGUCCCGUACGAGGUGUACAAGGUUUUCUGGGCGCUGCUGGGUCCGCGCUUGUGUGCUGCUGCUGCCGCUGCCUUUGCUGCCGCUGCAGACGCCCACGAUGGCGGUGAAAUGGCGGCGGCGCUGCCCGCCUCCUGGCGGGAGGGCAUCAUCACCCUCAUCUACAAGGGCAAAAGCCUGGACCGCGCCGAGCUGGCGUCCUACCGGCCCAUCACGCUGCUCAACUGCGACUUCAAGAUGGUGUCCAAGGCCGUCAGCGCCCGCCUGCAGCCCGCCCUGGAUGCAGUUGUGGAUGAGCUGCAGACCGCGUUCAUCACCGGCCCCUAAUUGCAAGAACCACCACCAC
Chlamydomonas reinhardtii is the source of this 2827-nucleotide messenger RNA. RefSeq lists its product as uncharacterized. Bases 286 to 2808 code for a protein of 840 amino acids. The record is from RefSeq and is a predicted model, not a curated record. The transcript is spliced from 3 exons. NCBI's taxonomy places the organism in Eukaryota, Viridiplantae, Chlorophyta, Chlorophyceae, Chlamydomonadales, Chlamydomonadaceae.